Messenger RNA from Uloborus diversus, 1312 nucleotides. It is a transcript of the gene 128up, whose product is annotated as GTP-binding protein 128up-like. Gene Ontology annotation, molecular function: GTP binding; GTPase activity. Lineage: Eukaryota; Metazoa; Arthropoda; Arachnida; Araneae; Uloboridae. The record is from RefSeq and is a predicted model, not a curated record. Gene Ontology annotation, cellular component: cytoplasm. The coding region runs from base 152 to 1255 and encodes 367 amino acids. The transcript is spliced from 9 exons. Gene Ontology annotation, biological process: cytoplasmic translation.
UCUAAAAAUGUGAUUUUUGCAGUUGCAUUUUAAUGCUUGUUAUUGACGUGUGAUCCUGUCCAUAGUGAUUUAAAUAAUUUUAGUAUUUUUUUUAUAUAGUGUGUUGGUCAUCUCCGUUAGUUUGAAACACAUUUUACUGGUUUUAUCAAUUAUGGCGUCAGUUGUUGAAAAAAUAGCAGCUAUUGAAGCUGAGAUGGCUCGUACCCAGAGAAAUAAAGCCACCAUGGGUCACUUAGGUUUGUUGAAAGCUCGAUUGGCGAAAUUAAGGCGAGAGCUGAUGACACCAAAAGGUGGUGGUGGAGGACCUGGUGAAGGGUUUGAUGUUGCCAAAACAGGCGAUGCAAGAAUCGGGUUCGUAGGUUUUCCUUCCGUGGGCAAAUCUACUCUGAUGAACACACUGGCCGGUGUCUUCUCUGAAGUUGCAGCUUAUGAAUUCACAACUCUGACCACCGUCCCGGGUGUUAUUAAAUACAAAGGAGCUAAAGUUCAGCUUUUAGAUCUUCCAGGUAUCAUUGAGGGAGCUAAAGAUGGUAAAGGACGUGGUCGACAAGUCAUUGCGGUUGCUCGAACAUGCAGCUUAAUAUUUAUAGUUUUGGAUGUUCUCAAGCCCCUUGUACAUAAAAGGUUAAUAGAGCAUGAACUGGAAGGGUUUGGAAUAAGACUUAAUAAAGAGCCACCUGGGAUGGUACUGCGAAAAAAAGAUAAAGGUGGCAUUAAUUUGCAAAUGAUGGUUCCUCAGUCAGAAUUGGACUUGGAUACUGUCAAGACGAUCCUCUCUGAAUACAGGAUACAUAAUGCAGACAUAGUGCUAAAGAGUGAUUGUACCUCAGAUGAGUUAAUUGAUGUAAUAGAAGGCAACAGGAUAUAUAUACCUUGCAUUUACGUUUUAAAUAAGAUUGAUCAAAUAUCUAUCGAAGAAUUAGACAUUAUCUACCAAAUACCCCAUACUGUCCCCAUCUCAGCUCAUCAUAAGUGGAAUUUUGAUGACUUACUGGAAAAAGCAUGGGAAUACCUGAAAUUGAUACGAAUUUAUACCAAACCGAAAGGGCAAUUGCCGGAUUAUGAAUCACCAGUUAUUCUCUGUCAUGAUAAAAGUACAGUUGAAGAUUUCUGUAAUAAAUUGCACAGAACAAUAAUGAAAGAAUUCAAGUAUGCACUAGUUUGGGGCUCAUCUGUAAAGCAUAACCCUCAAAAAGUAGGAAAAGAUCAUGUUUUGAAUGAUGAGGAUGUGGUACAAGUCGUUAAAAAGGUCUGAUAACAAUCAAGGAAGUUGCUGUAUCUGAUAAUUCAAUAAAAUAGAUAUGAAAUGUUG